Molecule: messenger RNA, 2100 nt
Organism: Moesziomyces antarcticus
Lineage: Eukaryota; Fungi; Basidiomycota; Ustilaginomycetes; Ustilaginales; Ustilaginaceae
Product: GCS-domain-containing protein
Exons: 1
Coding region: 1-2100 (699 amino acids)
Biological process (GO): glutathione biosynthetic process
Cellular component (GO): glutamate-cysteine ligase complex
Molecular function (GO): glutamate-cysteine ligase activity
Source: RefSeq, a predicted model, not a curated record
AUGGGUCUCCUCUCGCUCGGAACGCCGAUGGAAUGGAAGGAUGCCCAGCCUCUCGCCUCGCACGUGCGCAAGCAUGGCAUCCAGCAAUUCCUCUCGCUCUGGAACAAGAUCAAGGAUCGCCGCGGCGACAUUCUGCUCUGGGGAGACGAGAUCGAGUACAUCGUCGUCUCGUUCGACGAAGAGACCAAGAAUGCAAAGCUCUCGUUGAGGCAGGAGGAGAUCCUCAAGGUGCUGUCGGCCAGCGACAAGGAGACGCGCGCGUCGGUGCCAGGCCUCGCGGGUCAGAUCCCCACCUUCCAUCCAGAGUACGGCCGCUUCAUGCUCGAGUCGACGCCAGGCUCGCCGUACGGUGCGAGUCCCAAGGAGCUUCGAGGCGUCGAGCGCAACAUGCGUCUGCGAAGGCAGAUCGCCCGUUCGCACCUCAAACCCAACGAGCUGCCCAUCACGCUUACCUCGUAUCCGCGUCUCGGCGUCACCGAUGCGCCGUUCACCGAACCGCACUAUCCGGCCAACGGCAACGCGUCGCGCUCGCUCUUCCUUCCGGACGAGCUGAUCAACCCGCACGCACGCUUCCCUACGCUCACCGCCAACAUCCGCAAGCGUCGCGGCUCCAAGGUGGCCAUCAACAUGCCCAUCUUCAAGGACGUCAACACGCCAUCGCCCUUCAUCGACCCGAGCAUUCCCUGGGAUCGCGAUCUGUUCCCCGAGGAUGCCGAGGCCAAGGCGGGUGCGGCUAAGCCCGACCACAUCUACAUGGAUGCCAUGGGCUUUGGCAUGGGCUGCUGCUGCCUCCAGGUCACCUUCCAGGCAUGCUCGGUGCAAGAGGCGCGCACCGUGUACGACCAGCUCAUCCCGGUCGGACCUCUGUUGCUCGCUCUCACAGCGGCAUCGCCCGCCUACCGUGGCUACCUUGCCGACGUCGACUGCCGAUGGGACGUCAUCUCGGCUGCCGUCGACGACCGUACGCCGCAAGAGAGGGGUGAAGCGCCCCUUCCGCUCCCGGGUCACACGCCACGCGGCGGCCUGGACAGGGAUGCAGACAAGAUCCCCAAGUCGAGGUAUGACUCGGUGGACUCGUACAUCUCACAAGACCCUCUUAACCGACGCUGCUACAACGACAAUCCGCUGCCCAUCAACGACGAUGUCAAGGAGCAGCUGCGGCAGGCGGGUGUGGAUGAUCUGCUGUCCGACCAUCUGGCGCAUCUGUUCAUCCGCGAUCCGCUCGUCAUCUUUAGCGAGAUGGUGGACCAGGACGACGAGACGAGCACGGAUCACUUUGAGAAUCUGCAGUCGACCAACUGGCAGACGAUGCGCUUCAAGCCGCCACCGCCCGGUGGGCGCAUCGGCUGGCGCGUCGAGUUCCGCAGCAUGGAGGUGCAGAUCACCGACUUUGAGAACGCGGCGUUCUCGGUUUUUAUCGUGCUGCUCACGCGCGCCAUCCUGAGCUUUGGACUCAACUUUUACAUGCCGCUCACCAAGGUGGAUCAGAACAUGGCGCGUGCACACAAGAGGGAUGCGGUCAACACCGAGACGUUCUGGUUCCGCAAGGAGGUCUACCGCACACGCAACAGGCAUGCAUCGCGCCAGGCGUCGCGGCAGGUGUCGCGCGCAAGCUCGGCGGAAAACCUUCAGAACAGCGUCAACGGCAAUACCAAUGUUGGGGCGGGUGGCAGGUCGAGUCCGAACAGCCUUGCCUCGUCCGACUCGGAAGCCGUCGAGGAAGAGUACGCCGAGUUCACCAUGGACGAGCUGAUGAACGGCAAGGGCGACGAAUUCCCCGGUCUGGUUGGACUCGUACACAACUAUCUCGACAGCCUCAACAUUGAUGUCGAGACGCGAUGCGAGAUGGGACUCUACCUCGACCUGGUGUCGCAGCGCGCGAGCGGCAAGCUCAUGACCACCGCCACCUGGAUCCGCCAAUACGUGCGCAACCACCCGGCCUACAAAGGCGACUCGGUGGUGAGCCAGCAGAUCAACUACGACAUGAUCAAGCAGCUCGACCUCAUCGAGCGCGGCGAGGUGGAUGCGCCCUCGUUCCUGCCCAAGGGAUAUGCGCAGAGGCGCAAGGGCCACGAGGCGCAACCAAGCCUGAAGGCGUAG